AUGGUGGAUCUCCUGCAGAAACUCUUGCCAGAGACCCUGCCACGGGCAUGGUUGUUUCUGUUCCUCUUCUGCCUCAUCGUGUCUAUGCAGUACUGGUUCACCGAAAAGUUCAGUGCAAAAAGACAGCGGCUCCUGCCUUCGCCGCCGGCGCUGCCCAUCAUCGGGCACCUCCACCUCAUCGGUUCCCUCCCCCACAUCUCUCUCAGCGGCCUCGCAAGGAAGCAUGGCCUCGACGUGAUGCUCCUCCGCCUGCAGGGGACCGUGCCCAACCUCGUUGUGUCUUCCUCGCGCACUGCGGAGGCGGUGCUGCACACUCAUGACCACGUCUUCGCGUCACGGCCCUACUCCGUCGUCUCCGACACCAUCAUGUACCGCUCGUCUGACAUCGGCUUCGCGCCAUACGGUGAGUACUGGCGGCAAGCAAGGAAACUCGUCACCACACACAUGCUGAGUGCUAAGAAGGUGCAGUCUUUCCGUGGCACCGCUGCGGAGGAGGUCAGCAUGGCGAUGGCCAAGAUCAACCAGGCAGCAGCUACUGAUGCUGCGGUGGACAUGAGUGAGCUGCUCCACACAUUCGCUAAUGACAUGGCGUGCCGCAUUGUGUCGGGGAAGUUCUUCCUGAAAGAUGGUCAAAGCAAGUUGUUCGGGGAACUCAUCAAGGAUACCUCACGGCUGCUAGGCGGGUUCAAUUUGGAGGAGUACUUUCCGGCAGUGGGUAGGGUAGGAGUGCUCAAGAAGGCGGUUUGUGCCAAGGCCGAAAGAGUGAGGAACAGAUGGGCCGAUCUGCUGGACAAGGUGAUCGACGAUCAUGAGUAUGAUCUCACAAGAGAGCACAUGAAAGCUCUCCUGACCGAUGUAUUUUUUGGUGCAAUAGAUACAUCAGCUAACGCCCUCGAAUUCACCUUGGCUGAGCUCAUGAAGAAGCCACACCUGAUGGUGAAGCUACAAGAUGAGGUGAGGGGUAUUGUACCCCAACGACAAGAAAUUAUCUGUGAAACCGACAUGAACAACAUGACGUACCUAAGAGCAGUCAUAAAAGAGUCACUCCGGUUACAUCCUCUUGCUCCUCUCCUUGCUCCGCACCUUGCCAUGGCUGAGUGCAUCAUCGAUGGAUACAUGGUUCCUGCUGGGAUGCGUGUGGUCGUCAAUGCAUGGGCCAUUGGUAGGGAUCCGAGCUCCUGGGAGUAUGCGGAAGAGUUCAUUCCUGAAAGAUUUACAGAUGAAGGUAGCAGUAUGCAUGUCAACUUCAAGGGUAAUGAUUUCCAGUUCUUGCCGUUCGGAGCAAGGCGGAGGAUGUGCCCUGGUAUGAACCUCGGGGUCGCGAAUGCGGAGCUUAUGUUGGCAGACAUUGUGUGCCAUUUUGACUGGGAACUUCCGCCUGGGGUUGAGAGAAAAGAUAUUGAUAUGACAGAGGUGUUUGGGCUAACCGUCCGUCGGAAGGAGGAACUAUUGUUGAUUCCAAAAUCAUGCAUGUAG
Molecule: messenger RNA, 1476 nt
Organism: Triticum dicoccoides
Lineage: Eukaryota; Viridiplantae; Streptophyta; Magnoliopsida; Poales; Poaceae
Product: indole-2-monooxygenase-like
Exons: 4
Coding region: 1-1476 (491 amino acids)
Molecular function (GO): heme binding; iron ion binding; monooxygenase activity
Source: RefSeq, a predicted model, not a curated record